GGAGGGAGACAAAAUGGCGGCUGGGAGGGGAAGGAAGAAGGGGAUGGGUGGCUCCAAGGGAAGUCCUGGAAGACUUCAUAUUUGCAGGAGGAGUAGGUCAUACCCCCAGAGGAAAGGAUCCAAAUUCAAGAUAAUAUUAGAUUAAGGAAGCUGGGCCAAAGCUAACACAGAGAAGUGUAAGGGACUGCACUUAGGGCAGAGAAAAUGAAAUGCAUAGAUAUAGAAGGGAAUUGAACUGGAUGACCCAUGAUGUGUCUUCCACCUCUUUAUGAUUCUAUGUGUGAAAGAGAUCUAGGGCCCUAGUAGACCACAAGUUGGAACAUGAGCCAAGAGUGUGAUGCAGCAGCUAAAAAGGCCAAUGCGAUUCUAGGCUGCACCAGUAGAAGUAUAGUCUCCAGUUGCUCAUCUAUAGAAGGACCUGUCAUUCCAUUAUCACCACGCUUUCCUAGAUGCCCACUCCAGGUGUAUAAUCUGUUUACCAAAUCAGCCUUCCUAUGUGUGUGUUGACUUCCUCGAAGAAUUCUGAUAAGAUAGGCGCCUUAAAGGAUUUUAUUCCUCACAGUAAUCUCACAGUAAUUCCAGAGACCAGAGGAAACAUCCUACAUUAUAUAAAAUUCCUGUUUGACCCCAGCUCCCUUCUGAUGUGAGAAUUCACCAGCAGACAGACAGGCAUCUGGUGAGAGAGAUGGGAUCUCAAUAGUCCACUGCUAAUUCCACCUCCCCAUGCCCCUGACCUCAGACCUCACGCGCUAGUGCACAGACAACUGAGGUGGACAAAGCUGAAAGAGAUGGUUCUGCCCCGCAGCUUCAUUCAGCCUGGUCUCUGUAAUUCAAGACAAGUCAGUGUGUUCAUUCAAGAUCACAUCCUGAAUCAAGAAAGCAGAACUCUUGUUUUCUCUGCAUGAGGUGAGAAAAGAAGAUGAGUAUUGGAAUUGAUAAAUCAUCCAGUGAAAUGACUGACAAUGUUACCACAUUUAAUAUUGAUGCCCCCCGCUGGGACCAGAACACCUUUAUAGGACGCAUAAAACACUUUUUCAACAUCACAGAUCCGAGAACGCUUCUGGUGUCGGAGCAUGAGCUGGAUUCAGCAAAGGCGUUGGUGGAGAGUUGCAGGACAGGCACAGUGCCCCCAGGAACUAGUGUGGAGCAGCUUUUCUAUGCCAAGAAGCUUUAUGACUCAGCUUUCCACCCUGAUUCAGGGGAAAAGAUGAACUUAAUAGGGAGAAUGUCAUUUCAAGUCCCUGGAGGAAUGGCUAUCACUGGAUUCAUGAUGCAGUUUUACAGGACAGUCCCAGCUGUAGUUUUCUGGCAAUGGGUGAAUCAGUCUUUCAAUGCCAUUGUGAACUACACCAACCGGAAUGCUGCCAGCCCCAUCUCCCUCAAGCAAAUUGGAGUGGCUUAUCUCACUGCUACCAGCACUGCCCUGGUUACUGCUGUGGGACUCAACCUUUACACCAAGAGAGCCCCAACCCUUGUGGCACGCUGGGUCCCCUUUGCUGCAGUAGCUGCUGCUAAUUGUGUGAAUAUCCCCUUGAUGAGGCAGCAGGAACUCAUUAAUGGAGUCACAGUGACAGAUGAGAAUGUCAACGAUUUGGGCACAUCUAGAAGAGCUGCAAUCAAGGGGAUAACCCAAGUGGUGGUUUCCCGUAUUGCCAUGGCUGCUCCUGGCAUGAUUGUGUUGCCUAUCAUCAUGGAGAGACUAGAAAAAUACCCUUUCAUAAAGAAAAUCCAGGUUCUCCAUGCUCCACUGCAAACAGUACUUGUUGGAGGGUUCCUUUUGUUCAUGGUCCCAAUUGCCUGUGCACUUUUCCCUCAAAGGAGCUCAAUUGCCCUUUUGCACCUGGAGCCUGAUCUGAGAGAGUCAAUUGUGGCCAAAUAUGGGGACAAAGUGUCUCAUGUUUAUUUUAACAAGGGAUUAUAAGGAAGAACCAUCUGAACUUGUUGCAUUAUCCCACCUUGGAAUCCUUUCUAUGGAGAAGCACCUGAGAGGGUGUGGCUAGGAAAGAAGCUCAAAAACCGCCAAAAAGAGGAUCAGGCUACCUUUCUUUCUCUACUCCCAAUGUUUAGGGAGGCAGUUGUGUAGAUGAGCACACUUGGGUUCUGUAAGGGUUUACUUUGCAUGAUCUUCUUGUGACCUGCACCUGUACUAGGAAAUGGAUUUGGACUUUAGUAUAAGGUUGUAGUUAACAUCUGAUUGUUGGUAAAAGGAAGUAGAGUCUUCUGUCUGUUUCCACUAGUGAUCAGAAUUGGAAUUAAACCUUACAAUUGUCCUGGUCCUGUUCAACAGUGUUCCUCUCUCUUCUGGGAGUGACAUUCCAGUGUCCCUGCCUGACCUAAAAAAAAACCUUUACAGUGAUUUUUGAAGGAACAGACAAAAGCUCUCUCCAUACUUGCCAUAUUCUGAAAAUUCAAAAGAGGAAGACUUAAGCUUCAAUCAUGUACAGUUUUACAUAAGAGAAAGAUUGACUGAACUCAGUAGGGCUUACUUCUGAAUAAACAUGACUAGAAUUUCCCUAUUUAGCCCUGACAGUGACUCUUCCUAUCCUACAUCACUCAUAUCGAAAGUGCCAUAUACUUGAUUGCUUGUUUGAAAACACGUUUAAAGAACAAAAGAAGAGUCUAGAUGGAUUAGAUCAUAGGUCCAUCUAGUACAGCAUCCUGUUUCCUAUCUACAGUACUCAAUAAGAUCCCUAUUAAGGUGGAGAUGAAGGCACUAGUCCUCUCCUGCUGUUACUCCUGGUAGCUGUUACUUGGUGGUACAAAGCUUUCAAAACCUAAAGGCUGCAAAGGCCUCUUAAACACUGAUAGACUUAACCUUUGUUAGUUUCUCUGAUUCUCUUUUAAAGCCAUUAAAAGUAGUGCCCUUUACCACUUCUAGACUAGCAGAGCCCCAUAAGUUUUCACAUUGUGUGAAUGGAAGGACCUCCUCCUCUUUGUCCUGACUCUUUUACCUAUAGGUUUCAUCGGACAACCUUACAUAUUUGUAUUUUUCAUGAAACAGGAAGAAAUCUCUCCUCAUGUGCCUCUUAGAAAGGAGAAUAUACAAAUUAAGACACUGAAAUAUUGGAAGAGUCAAAAUGCAGAAUUUUAGAUGUUUAGCUUUCUGAGCCUUGGCCCGGAAGGACAAAACUAUUUGGAUUUCUGAUGAUUUUAAAAUCUUAAAAACUUUCCAUCCAAUUUUGGAAAAUUCAUACCAAAUGCAAACUGCAAUUAAAUUCUCACCUUUCCACAUAAAAGGGCAGUAACCAAAUGUAUGUAAGUUAGGACUGCUACUAGCAAUUGCCCAUGAUGGUUGAAUAGAAUCCUACAUACUUGAAGAGUUAUUCUUUUUUAUAUGACAACUCUCACAACUCCCCAUACCCAUGCUGGAUCAGGGACGUAGCUAGGAUUUUAGGAAGGGGGGGGGGGUCCAGACUAAGUGCCACCAUUAUAAUGGGGCUGGGGUGCAGCGGUGCAGCAGCACACACCAUUCAUUUUUCUAAUGGAAGGGGGGGGUCUGGACCCCAAGAACCCCACCCCCCCUUGGCUACGUCCCUGGCUGGAUGCAGGAUUCUCACCAAAAAAAAAAUGUUCAAAGUGCCGAUUUUACAAUAUUCCUAGCAAGAAUGAGUUCUUCCUCUGGAAUCUUCCUUCACCCUCCUAUCCAUUCAUUAUCUGCCCCAAAUACUGUCUGUCUAGAUUCUAUGCAACUGUGGGACUGCCAGCUAAAUGCUAUGUUUCUCUUGCCUCUCUUAAGACAAUCUCUGCCAAACUCCCAUCACCCCAUGUGUCUUAGUUUGUCCUGGAUAUGGAAUCAUCAAAUAUAUAUGAAAUUGAGUAUUCAGUUUUAAUGCUGGAUACCCCUGACAAAAGCUCUGUCACAGUCAUAUUGAUUUGCUUGUUUGUUUUCAGAAGGACCAACUUCCUCUACUGAUCAUUCAACAAUUGCAUAAAGUUGGUGUCAUAGACUGAGGUGCUGUUGGUUGCCAUAAGUGUUCUGGUGUAAUUAAAGGGAAUAACAGAAAGUGUAAAAGGGUUACAGGUGCAGCAGUGGUAGGAAAGGGCAGAGAACAUUUUUGCUGCCCAGAGAGAAGGCUGCCAAAAUCUUGAACAGCCUGUUUUCUCAAAGUGAGUCCUCAGUUAAAAGCACUCCAGAAUGGUUGCCUAGGAAAAUUGCUUGUCUUGCACAAUGCUUUGAGCUUUGAGGACCUAACUGGAAGGCAGGCAUUUAGGAAACGAUGUUCAACCCAGCCAUUUUCCCUCUAGACAGCAACUGAGAAAACUCUGCCUUCCCGCUGUUGCUAUUGUGCAGCCCUGAAAAUAAAAGUACUGCACUGGUAUAAUGAAAUGGUAACAACAGCCUACAGUAUCAAAUAGAUAUCAGCCUGUCUUUCUCUGCCCCUGUAGCCUAGGGAACCCCAUGCCCUCCAGAUGAUGCUGGAUUCCAAUCCCCAUCAGCCUCAGCCAUCCUGACCAUUUUGAGGAAUAAUGGGAGUAGUUUUUUAUCAGUACAUGGAGAGCCACAGAUUCCCCAGUCCUGCUUUAAGCAGUGGCUACAAAAUGUCAUGGGACAAACAUAUUUUCCUAACUGAAGACAAAUCAGUGAAGGAAAUGGGAAUGCAUUCCAAAUUCCAUGGCAGGACAUGCUUUUCUGUGUGUGGAUAGGAGAAAGAAAUUAAAAGGGAAACUUUUUUUCUCCCUGGAAAGUAAGAAUCUUAAUUUCUAGCCUUAUGUUGAAUUCACUAGGUGCCCUUAGACAAUCCAUAGUUCUCAGGUUUAGUGGCCUGGGCACAAUACUGGCCUACCUCACAAAUGUGUUGCAAUGUUUGGUGAUAAAAUGAAAUGUGAAAUUAUUGUACACUAGAAAUAUGCUGUGUUAAUGCUAACUAUUGUCAGUGUGUCAUCAAGGUCUUACAUACAAGAAGCCAAAUACUUAAAGAGUGUAGAGAAGAGAGAUACUGUACAGAAUCGGAUUAAGCUGGCCUUUCUCCAUUGGUGCUAUUGCAAAGGUGCUCUUUGAUAAACAUAGAUUGGUUUUUGGUGAGAGUCUAUUUCUUGCUAGUAAUUAUUCAUUGAAGCCUCUGCUUUGCCUUUGGAUGAAGCUGUGGUAAUUCGCUACAGAAACCUAUUGGGUUUUUUAAACUCCUUUUUUUAGUUAAAAUAUGUUAAUUUUGUAGCCAAACUCCAGGCAUAUGAUGAUUGCUCCUUUUAUUGGUGCUUGUGAAAGUAAGCUGUAUGGGAUAGCAAAUACUGGAAGAUAUUGUACUCAAUCAGAUUUGGCUAUAAUCAACCAGUGACCUGUGUUGUUGAUCUGAAAAGUAAAGCUAAUGAUAAUAAGCCUGCCUGUGAGAAGCUUGGUUAAAUGUAGGGAAAGAAGACAAAAUAAAAUACUGAUUUUAUGAA
This is a messenger RNA of Sceloporus undulatus (fence lizard), 5382 nucleotides long. RefSeq names its product sideroflexin 2 (gene SFXN2). NCBI's taxonomy places the organism in Eukaryota, Metazoa, Chordata, Lepidosauria, Squamata, Phrynosomatidae. Gene Ontology annotation, cellular component: mitochondrial inner membrane. The record is from RefSeq and is a predicted model, not a curated record. Gene Ontology annotation, molecular function: monoatomic ion transmembrane transporter activity. The transcript has 16 exons. Gene Ontology annotation, biological process: serine import into mitochondrion; monoatomic ion transport. The coding region runs from base 920 to 1921 and encodes 333 amino acids.